Messenger RNA from Psilocybe cubensis, 1218 nucleotides. RefSeq lists its product as uncharacterized. NCBI's taxonomy places the organism in Eukaryota, Fungi, Basidiomycota, Agaricomycetes, Agaricales, Agrocybaceae. Gene Ontology annotation, cellular component: cytosol; cytoplasm. Gene Ontology annotation, biological process: secondary metabolic process. Bases 1 to 1218 code for a protein of 405 amino acids. Gene Ontology annotation, molecular function: hydrolase activity; carboxy-lyase activity. The transcript is spliced from 3 exons. The record is from RefSeq and is a predicted model, not a curated record.
AUGUCACUUACCAGUAAACUGCUUGUUGAUAUUCACACGCAUGUAUAUCUCCCGCGAUAUACUGCUUUGCUGAGAUCCAGAACUUCAGUUCCUUUUAUUCGGAGUACAACCACUCCUGAAGGCGCAACAGAUGAUCGGUUGUUGAUUUUGGACCAUGAACCAAGUGGUGGUCGCCCAGUAGGAUCACAGUACUGGGACAGAGAAGAAAAGUUAAAAUUUAUGGACAAACAUGGUAUUGAUGUCUCAAUCGUAAGGUAUGCUUACGAGUCCCCGAUUCCUCACUCGCGAAGCUCAUGGUCGCGGGACUUUACCAGCACUGCGAACCCCUGGUUGGACUUUCUUCCAGCUUCAAAAGCGCAGACGCUUGCGUCCGAAUUGAAUAACGACCUCGAAGAAUAUUGUUCGACUGGUCCUUCCCUGAGCAGUCAUGAAAUUAAGAGAUUGUACGGCUUCGGUUUAUUACCUUUGGUCCCGGAAAUAACCACGUCUGCUUUGGUCGAUGUAGUCCAUCAAAUUGGCAAUUUGCCACAUUUGCGUGGUCUUAUUAUGGGCACUCGGGGAAUCGGAAAGGGUCUGGACGAUGAGUCCCUUGACCCAGUAUGGGCAGCAAUUGAGAAGGCCGGCCUCGUUGUGUUUUUACACCCGCAUUAUGGAGUUGACGCAAGUGCUUGGGGCGAUAAAUAUAACGGACAUGUCCUCCCUCUUGCUCUGGGUUUCCCAUUUGAAACUACCACAGCCGCCACCAGAUUAAUUUUAUCAGGAGUCUUCGACAAGUUUCCAUCUCUCCGUUUGCUCCUUGCGCAUUCGGGAGGCGCACUUCCUGCCCUUUCUUCUCGACUCGCUUCAUGUAUCGACCACGAUCCGGUGGUGGCAUCAAGACUCAAGCAUGAUGCAAGGUACUAUUUAGGAAAAUUAUACCUCGACGCCGUGGCGUAUGGACCAGAAGAACUAGGUUUUGCAAGUGACAUCCUUUCCAGAGCACCGAAAUAUGAAACUACAUCCUCGGUUGUGAAGAACGGUGCUGAUCGAAGUACUGGGAGCAAAAGAAUGCUUUUUGGAACAGACCAUCCAUUCUUCCCUCCACUGUCGAUGACAGAAAAGUGGAAGAGUGUUGUUGAAAAUUUGGAAGCUAUUGAAGCUGUACAGGGAUGGUCUCAAGAAGAUAAAGAUGGUGUACGAGGAGGGAACGCUGUAUCUCUAUUCGCACUGGACAAGUGA